AUGAGAUGUGAGCCGCCCUUUGUGGAUGAGUUGGAAGACGACAACCCGCUCGGUUCGCGUGAAGCUCUGCUGUACUCUAUGGCGGCUUGUGCCCGGCUUUGUUAUGGAGCUGGUUUCGUCGACCGGGAGGAUUGGGGCAAAGCUGACCCGCCCCUCAAUGGAGAAGGUUGGCGCGUGGUGGAGCAGAUUUGCGAAUCCAUGAAUCUGGACAACCGUGUCCAAGCUGCCUGCUAUGUGCCGCAGAACCCCCAGCUCAGCGGCAUAGGUAUUGUUGCCAUCCGGGGGACAGUUUCAUUUCGCGGAGUGCUUCAAGACAUCGCAGUGGGCACACCGUUUAUGCGGAGGGCCAUCAGGCACGCGAUAAGGGAAGCGUGCAGCUUCUACUUGAAGUGCGAAGCCAGAUUUCCGAAGCUUCAGCUUUACAUCACUGGGCAUUCGCUGGGCGGCUUUAUCGCCCAGGCAACGGCAACCUAUGUUGAUGCCCCAGGUGCGGUCUUCAACUGCCCAGGGCCAGUAGCCGUGACGCCUUGGAAGGUGUUGGUCGGCCCACACCGCCCCAACUUCGAGGUGCACCUCACUCGGGAUGACCCGCUGGCCUUCGCAGUGUUCCCAAAGCCGGAAAACUUCCACCACAUUGCUUGGCCCCAGUGGCACCCUGGAUCAAAUCACAAAAUCUGCGAGCCGUACAUGAAGGCCAUCGAAGACAUGGAAGGAGUGGGUUCCUUGCACGGGCGCCUGCGGAACAAGACGCGAUGUUCCUAA
This is a messenger RNA of Symbiodinium natans, 762 nucleotides long. NCBI's taxonomy places the organism in Eukaryota, Dinophyceae, Suessiales, Symbiodiniaceae. The record is from the annotation of a GenBank genome assembly.